UUGACUACCAUUCAGAUCAGCGAUUUUGGGCUGUCACUAUCGCUGGAUGGAGGGGCGCAACUCCCAGCCAGCGGCCGUCUGCCAAUAAAGUGGUUGGCAAUCGAAUGCUUACAACGAGAGCUGUUUUCGGUGAAAAGUGACGUAUGGUCCUACGGUAUUGUUCUUUUCGAGAUGUACUCAAUGGGUGAGCGUCCAUUCGAAGAUAUCGAGCCGUUAAAUCUUAUCCCUCAUCUGGAAGCCGGUAAUCGACCAAAAAGGCCAUUGUUGGCGAGUGACAAAGUCGCAGAGGUCAUGGCGAGGUGUUGGGACAAAGUGCCUAGUAAAAGGCCAUCUUUCGAAGAGCUUCUUAACAUAUUCACUGGGUUGCUGGAACAGUCUACUGAAGGAUAUGGAUACUUGGCACUCAUCAAGACAGCCGAAACAUACAUGGCGGUUGCGGAGCUGACUUCUACACAUGGGGUUCGUUGUGUUUUACAUACAAAGUAG
Cooperia oncophora is the source of this 486-nucleotide messenger RNA. Lineage: Eukaryota; Metazoa; Nematoda; Chromadorea; Rhabditida; Trichostrongylidae. The record is from the annotation of a GenBank genome assembly.